AAGUGAACAUCAAUUUAGUUAAGACCUGGCUAUUGUCCUGUCAACAUCACAAACAGUUUUGUUUUUAAAUUUAUCUUAAAAAAAAAACCAAAAGAAUCCAUUAUGAAUUCGUUACACUUCAUUUCGGUAUUUGUUAUCACAGUUUUCUUAUCUCUACGUUUCGUUACCUCCUGCAACGAAUUCGUAUGUGGUUCUGUGGUGUCAAAGUGUCUCCUAACCCAAAGCUGUCAAUGCAAAUUAACUGAUUGUUUCUGCUGCAAGGAUUGUCUAAAUUGUUUGGGAGAUUUAUACACCGAAUGUUGCAGUUGUUUGGAAAUGUGUCCAACUCAAAACGCCACCGAGGCAGCCCUGUCACCGAAAUCACAAAUUGGUGAUUUUGAUGGAAUAGCUGCAUUGUUUGACACUCUGACCGAAAUCGACGAUGAUAAGUGGACAAUUUAUCGAUUUCCCAUGAAGGCUGGCUUAAAGCGGCAUUUUGAUGAAACAAGUCGACUGACAGACGAUAUCGAUCGAGAAGCAGCAGAAACGAAGAAGACAACAGCAUCAGCAUCAUCUUUGAAAGUUCCAGUUGUCAAUUGUACAGUUAUAUUUUUGAACACAUGCACUUCAAAUAAAAAAUGCAUGCAAUAUUGUGAGAGCAUGGGUGCCAAUAGCUAUCGAUGGUUCCACGAUGGAUGUUGCGAAUGUGUCGGAGCUGAGUGCAUAAAUUAUGGAAUAAAUGAGAGUAAAUGUGAAGAGUGUCCAGAGCAUGAACAAGAAGAGGAAGAUAAAAUCAAUUUGGAUGCAUUUGAAGAGGAUUAUGAAGAUGAGGAAAUGUGGGAUUAUGGAGAGCAGGAGUUUAACUUUAAUUAAAUAGAAAAAAAAAAUAUUGUUAUUUGUUUUAUAACUUGUAAUUAGAAUAAGAACUUAUUUAAUGAACCUUUGCAUUUGGGGUAUUUAUUGUUGAUUGUAUAAAAUAAAAAAUAAAGUU
Episyrphus balteatus (marmalade hoverfly) is the source of this 970-nucleotide messenger RNA. RefSeq names its product protein twisted gastrulation. The coding region runs from base 103 to 852 and encodes 249 amino acids. NCBI's taxonomy places the organism in Eukaryota, Metazoa, Arthropoda, Insecta, Diptera, Syrphidae. The transcript has a single exon. The record is from RefSeq and is a predicted model, not a curated record. Gene Ontology annotation, biological process: regulation of BMP signaling pathway.